AUGCUGAACUUUGGGAUGUGCAUUCCAUGGUUGCCAGCCGCCAUUGCAUCUCAGAUAAUUAUGGGCACGAUCUACACUUUCGCGGUGAAGGCGGCGACGGACAUGAACCUCUUCUACUCUCUUGGUGAUUCACAGGUCUUCCUGGCCAUGCAAGUGCUUUGCAGAAAUGCGGAUUCCCUUGGCUGUGUGCUUGGGGGUUUUGUGGCAUUCGCUCUUUAUGAGCUAGAGCCUUUGGGCCCCUUCCUCCUGACCGGUUCCAUCUCCGCCUUUGCCUUUGUCGUCUACACCACAAGCAUGUGCUGUCGCGUUGGCUUUGGGACCGACAUCGAAACCGCUGAAGCCCAGCGCUCUCGCAGGAAGGGCUUGAGGCGAGUGAGCACCUGGAAGAGUCAAAGAAGUGUGGUCAAUAGGAAGCCCGAAGAUGAAACAAUUUAG
Durusdinium trenchii is the source of this 435-nucleotide messenger RNA. The record is from the annotation of a GenBank genome assembly. NCBI's taxonomy places the organism in Eukaryota, Dinophyceae, Suessiales, Symbiodiniaceae.